This is a messenger RNA of Diversispora eburnea, 1035 nucleotides long. The record is from the annotation of a GenBank genome assembly. NCBI's taxonomy places the organism in Eukaryota, Fungi, Glomeromycota, Glomeromycetes, Diversisporales, Diversisporaceae.
AUGAGGAGACCAUAUCCUACUUUAGUUGUGAAAGUUGAAGAUACAGAAAGUGUAAAGAGUUUACAUGAACUAGUGAAUGGAUAUUUUUUCCUGUGUACCACUAUUCAAAUUUAUUUGGUUGUCAAAUUAUUUCCUCCUUAUAAUGAUGCAAUAAUCGAUCCCAAAUCCCAUUAUAGCAAUAUUAGUAAGGCACUUGCUGAAAAAAUAGAUUGUUAUAUUUCUAGAGAUUUCGGUGGAUCAAGAUUCCGGCAGCGAGAGAACUUGGUAUUGAACCACGAAAAAUCAUUAUCUAUAAGCUUAGGUGAAUCACAUGAACAUUUUUUAGUUCUUGAUAAGCUUAAAUACGAAUUAGUUUUAGAUGAAAGAUGGUUAGAUCAAUUGUAUAAUAUAUGGUAUAAUAUGAAAAAAUUCUAUGAUUUAUUAUUUCCUGAUGAUACAUUGGACUUUAAAAUUCCAUCUAACCUGGAUGAAUAUUAUGAUUCGAGUUACUCUGAAACUGAAUCCGAGACUGAUUCCAUUUCCUCAGAUUCAAAUGAUUCGAAAAAAUCUUCCAAGAAAAGAGCAACUCCAACCCGAUUAACUAAACACGAUGUCGAUGCUAUUUUAUAUGCUAAGGAUCUUAAAGCGCAAAUAAAAAGCAAAAAUGCUAGAAAUAAUAACCCUGAUGCUACGUCUCAAGAGAUAGUUAUACCUGAGAAAACAAAGCUUUCACCUAAAGAUUUUGAUCCAGAAAUAGCCAAGCAAGAUGAGAUUAAACAGAUUUUUAGAUCAGAAAUUAGUAGAUCGAAGAAGGUUGUAGAUUCAAUGCCACAAAGAAUUGAAACAGCAUUGGAUACAAAGGAACAAACAUUUACAAUACUAUCCUGUGGGCAUAUUCUACAUCAAACUUGUCUUGUCUGCUCUACUUAUAUUAAACUAAUCAGAGAAGCAACUGCAUUAGCUUCAGAAAAUGAAUUGGUAUUUAUGGCGGAAGUAGGAUUAUUAGAUGAAACUUCUCUUGCCAACCAAGAGGGAGAAACAUCGAUAAUCUUUUAG